AGAUUUUGGGGAAGCCACAGGUGACUGUCAGGAAAUGAUGAUGCAAGGGCAGGACCUCUUGUGUGCGCAGCCUGUGGCUGCCCCAUCCUGCCUGCGCUGUGCCCCCAGCUUCCCUGCCUGCCCUGGGAGCACAGGACAGUCUCCCAGCCGUACAGAUGACGGUGCUGCUGUCCCUGGGCUCAGGGAGCACAUUACAUACUUCAUUCAGCCCAUCUAGCUCUGCUCGAGAGGGUAAAGACUCCUCUGGUUGCCGUUGCCAAGGCACUUGUCCGUCCUCAACCCUCUGCAAAACGGGUGCUGCAGCACCCUGUGCCAUCACAGGGCAGCACCAGCAGUCAGAGGGGCCACUUGGCUAACGGGGCAGCUGCCCUGGCCCUGGGCCUAGCCCUUUACUGUCCUCUGAUUUGAGAGGUGCCUCCACGGCACUCCCGAGGCCUCCCUGCUGCCCUCCUCCUUCCCAGCCCUGGAGCCGCUGGAGGGGCUGGGCUGGAGACUCCCCACGGGAAACACCGACUCAAUACAAACCACAGCGGGUGAACAAUUAUGGGUGUGAUUGCAGCAGGGCUUCCGCUUUCCCGCGGGCUUUAACAGCGGAGCAGAGCUGUGUGAAGGCAGAGGAGAGGGGAGGACACCGAGACGCCUGCAGAGGCAGGAGCAGGGGCUGGAGUGGGACGCCGUGGCUAGGAGCAGCUAUGGGGGAUAUCUUCAUCCGGCACAUCGAGCUGCUUGGCUACGAGAAAAGGUUUUUCCCCAGCCAGCACUAUGUCUACAUGUUCCUGGUGAAGUGGAACGACCUCUCCGAAAAGGUCGUCUACCGCCGGUUUACCGAGAUAUACGAGUUCCACAAAGCGCUGAAGGAGAUGUUUCCCAUUGAAUCUGGGGACAUCAACAUGGAGAACCGGAUCAUCCCACACUUGCCAGCACCGAAGUGGUUUGAUGGGCAGCGCUCGACGCAGAACAGGCAGGGCACGCUGACUGAGUACUGCUACACACUGGUCAACCUGCCCCACAAGAUCUCUCGAUGCCUGCACGUGGUCAACUUCUUCAAGGUCCGUCACGACGACAUGAACCCUGUCACAGACAGCCAAACCAAGAAGCCCGAGGUCUUCCUCCUGCCAAAGGAUGCCAAGAAAAACCCCACCGACAUCACGGGCCCCAUUGUCCUGCAAACGUACCGAGCCAUCGCUGACUACGAGAAGAGCUCCACAUCCGAGAUGGCUCUAAAAGCUGGGGACAUGGUAGAUGUCGUGGAGAAGAGCGAAAGCGGAUGGUGGUUUUGCCAGAUGAAGAAUAAACGGGGCUGGGUGCCAGCUGCCUAUCUGGAACCAAUGGAUGGUCCUGAUGAGUCUGAAGAGCAGGAGCCCAACUACGCAGGUGAGCAGUACAUUGUCCAGAAAAGCUACACAGCCGUGGAGGAGGACGAGCUGACCCUCAAGGAGGGUGAUACCAUUGAAGUCAUCCACAAGCUGCUUGAUGGCUGGUGGGUCAUCAGGAAGGAUGAAACCACAGGUUAUUACCCCUCCAUGUACCUGCAGAAAGCUGGGGAGGCGAACACCUCCAUGAAGAGUGAGCUGAGGAACCGGAUUGCUCCUCCACGGAGAUCCACCAUCCGAAAUGCAAAGAGCAUCCACAAGCAGAGCCGGAAGCUGAUCACCCAGGAGACCUACAGAAGGAACAGCAAGAAGUACAUCCAGAGCCAGAGGAACAUGAAGGAAAACUUGCAGAACAAGGCCAAAGUCCUCAUUGAGAAAAAUGAGCAAGAGGAGAACAAGCCCAAGGCUCAGCCUGCUGUUCCUCCCCGUCCCAGCAAAGACCUCAUCCUGAACCGCUGUACCGAGAGCACCCGGAGGAAGAUCCUGUGAGCCCUCAGCCCCCCACACCAGCCAGCCGAUGCUUUAUCUCCACCAGCUCCUGCGCAACCGGGGCUCAGAGCCAGACUGGGGGAUCCAGGUGGCUCUGGCAGCUGCCACAGGCCCCGGGUCGCUGCCGGCCAGAUCGGCGCAGCCCAGCGCCCAUCUUCAUCCACUGGUAUGGCAAGCCCAAGAUGUCCUAAUGACGCUGCGAGGAGAGCUCCAGCCUCGCUCCACCGGCUCCUGGAGGGCUGAGGCCACUGGGGACCCCUCGCCACUAGACCCCCUUUUAUCAUCUAUUUCUAUUUUGAAUGAUUUUGCAUCUUUCACCAAUAAAGGAGAGACACUUU
Messenger RNA from Harpia harpyja (harpy eagle), 2200 nucleotides. RefSeq names its product neutrophil cytosolic factor 1 (gene NCF1). Gene Ontology annotation, molecular function: superoxide-generating NADPH oxidase activator activity; phosphatidylinositol binding; protein binding. Gene Ontology annotation, biological process: respiratory burst; superoxide anion generation. Gene Ontology annotation, cellular component: cytoplasm; NADPH oxidase complex. The transcript is spliced from 11 exons. The coding region runs from base 693 to 1862 and encodes 389 amino acids. Lineage: Eukaryota; Metazoa; Chordata; Aves; Accipitriformes; Accipitridae. The record is from RefSeq and is a predicted model, not a curated record.